AUGAGGGAGAAAGGCAUUUUGAUAUUGGUUUUAACCAUAUUUUUAGUUGGGCGCAUAUUAGGUAGGCAAUUGGCAGAGAGUGAUGCACUAACAAAUGGAGUGAAAACACUGUCUAGUCAAAAGAAUGGUGAUGUACCAUUAAUUAGAGGACCUGGACUAGGAUAUGGUGGUCUUCCUGGUAUACCUUUACUCGAAGGAGUACCUGGCAACAUUCCAGGUAUACCUUCAAUAGGAGGAGUACCUGACAACAUUCUUGGGAUACCUUCAAUAGGAGGAGUACCUGGCAGCAUUCCGGGCAUACCUUCAAUAGGAGGAGUACUUGGUAGCAUUCCGAGCACACCUUCAACAGGAGGAGUACCUGGCACCAUUCCGGGCAUACCUUCAAUAGGAGGAUUACCUAGCACCAUUCCGGGCAUACCUUCAAUAAGAGGAUUACCUGGCAGCAUUCCGGGCAUACCUUCAAUAGGAGGAGUACCUGGAAGCAUUCCGGGUGUACCUUCAAUAGGAGGAGUACCAGGUCAAGGACGGGGUGAUGUCCCCAUUGGACCUUCGGUAGGUGGAGACACUGGACCUGCAUAUGGUGGUAUUCCUUAUAUACCUUUAACUGGGAUACCUGGACUUGGAUAUGGUGGUCUUCCAGGAAUACCUUUCUUAGGAGGACCUGGCAAUAUUCCAGGUAUACCUUUGAUAGGAGGUGUACCUGGAAUUGUUCCUGGAAUAAUACCUAUAGGAGGAGGUGGAGAAGUGGGAGGAGGAAUAGUAGGAGGACUAGGAGGAGGAAGUGGGGGAGGAAUAGGAGGAGGUAUUGGAGGUGGUGUUGGAAAUGGAAUAAACGGAUUGCCAGGAGGCAACGCUGGUGGUGGUGGUGGUGGAGGAUCUGGAAUUGGUGGACAAGGCAUAGGCGGAGGAUUUGAAGGAGGUGGUGGUUCUUCUCUAAAACAAUAA
Molecule: messenger RNA, 945 nt
Organism: Solanum stenotomum
Lineage: Eukaryota; Viridiplantae; Streptophyta; Magnoliopsida; Solanales; Solanaceae
Exons: 1
Coding region: 1-945 (314 amino acids)
Source: RefSeq, a predicted model, not a curated record